AUGGUUUCCACAAACGAAAAGGAUUGCACCGUCGACGGGGUCCUCGACCAAGAGCGCAAUGGAUCUUCGCAGGAACCUUCGCUCCUGUUUGAUCAGAAGGAGAUUGAGAGGUUGGGACGAGAGCGUCCGGCGUGCUUUCACAGCUGGUACGCCGAGAUAGGUUUCGUCUUUGCUGUUGUCGGGUCUAUGAUGGUUAGCGAGUACUUUGUCAGCGGGUUCAAUAUUGCGCUUCCUUCUCUUGCGAAGUCGUUGGAUAUUCCAGAGUCGGCUCGGACUUGGCCUGCGGCUGUCAUCAACUUGACUACGGCAGCUCUCCUUCUACCUUUUGCACGACUAUCCGAGAUUCACGGCGGGCGAUUAAUCUUCUUGGGAGGUCACGUAUGGUUGCUGGUUUGGUCAUUGAUCGCCGGGUUCAGCCAGAACCCAACCAUGCUCAUCGCCUGCCGAGCCAUGCAGGGCUUGGGAUCCUCCGCCUUCCUACCAUCGAGUGUUGCUAUCAUGGCACGCAUCUAUCGCCCAGGACCUCGAAAGAAUUUGGUCUUUGGAAUGUUUGGAGCCUUUUCUUGCAUUGGGUUUUAUUCAGGCAUCUUCUUUGGCGCCCUCGCUGCCCAAGUCCUCGGCUGGAAGUGGUACUUUUUCAUCGGUGCCUGCUUCUGCGCUGGUAUCUUUCUCGCAGGUCUUUUGACAAUCCCCAAGAGCCAAGGUCAUACACAACCUGAUCUUGGGAUGGAUUGGAUGGGAGCUUGCACUAUCGUUCCUGGGCUGGCGCUGGUUGUGUACGCGUUGACGGACGGUGGAAACGCUCCUCAGGGUUGGCGGACACCUUACGUCUACAUCACCCUGAUCAUCGGUGUCUUAUUUCUUGCUUUGGCCUUUUACAUCGAAGGCUGGAAGGCCAGUCAACCUCUGUUGCCCGCCGAAGUAUUCAAGACAAAGUACAUGACUCGCCUGAUCAUUGCUCUGUUCUUUUCCUACGGAUCUUUUGGCCUGUUUCUCUUUUACGCCAGCUUCUAUAUCGAAGAAGUGUUGGGCAUCUCCCCUUUGCUGACAGCAGCGUGGUUCAUCCCUCUGGCGGCAGGUGGAUUCAUCCUAGCCGUCGUUGGUGGUUUUGUCCUUCACAUUCUCAGCGGACGACUUUUGCUGCUGAUCUCUGGAUUUGGAUUCCUUGGAUGUUGCAUAUUAUUCGCCCUCAUUCCCGAUAGUGGCAAGUCAAACAGCUUUCUCUACUGGGCGUUUGUCUUCCCUGCCAUGGUACUCAGCACAAUCGGCGUGGAUAUCGCAUUCAACGUCACCAACAUUUUCAUCACAACAUCCCUCCCCAGCCAUCUCCAGGCAGUUGCUGGAGCCUUGAUCACAAGCCUGCUCUACCUCGGCAUGGCAUUCUGGCUGGGCGUUGGAGAGAUGGCCAUUUCUGCCAAGAAGGACGCCGAAGGAGCAGAGAACGUGAGCCAGAGGAGUCAGUAUCAGAUUGGAUUCUGGGCUGGUGCAGCACUUGCGGUCGCUGCUUUGCUCAUCUUUAUCACUGUCAAGAUGGAGUCGGCCAAGGCGGAUCUUACUGCAGAUGAGAAGGCUGCGAGGGAACGGGAGAAUGCAACUGAGCAAACAACAGAAUGA
Fusarium keratoplasticum is the source of this 1614-nucleotide messenger RNA. RefSeq names its product MFS domain-containing protein. Gene Ontology annotation, cellular component: membrane. The record is from RefSeq and is a predicted model, not a curated record. NCBI's taxonomy places the organism in Eukaryota, Fungi, Ascomycota, Sordariomycetes, Hypocreales, Nectriaceae. Bases 1 to 1614 code for a protein of 537 amino acids. Gene Ontology annotation, molecular function: transmembrane transporter activity. The transcript is spliced from 2 exons. Gene Ontology annotation, biological process: transmembrane transport.